UAAAUUUUGCUCAAUCGCUCUCGGUGAGUUCACAGUUUUAGGUGGUUGGUGUACAGGAUAACUGCCUUAUCAGUUGGAUUUUAAUUUUGUUGUGUUCUCUUUUUAUUUUCCGACUUUUUGGGUUUUCAAAGUGUUUUUUAUUUGUGUCCAUAAUUUGUUUGAAAAUUUUGUAAAGGAAAAUAAUUUAAGUCAGAACUUAACCUUCUUCAACUUUAAAGUGUUGUGGGUGAUAAUCGUGAACUGCAAACACAAUUAACUGACAUAAAUAAAUCUGUGACUUGUAUCUUAAAUAUUUUCAAAAAAAAGGUUAUUUUAAAAAAACAAACUCAAGUUAAGUGUAUCUGAAGAAUAAAUCCAUAACAAAACCUUCGCGGUUCAAAGACACGAAAAACAAACAAAAAGUGCAACAGGAGCUGACUGCAAUUGGCAAACUGCAGCGACAUUGUUUGCAUUGUUAAUUGCAUAUUCGAAGACGCAACGGACCGGGCGGCAGCGUUUAGUUCAGUUCAGCUCAGUUUAAAAAAAAUACGCUUAUUACGUAAAAUAUUGUAAAACCAAUCUUCUUCUUGAUCAUGGAUGCAAAGAUAUUAGUUGCCCUGUUUAUUGUGGUAAAUUGUUACUCAAGCUGUGGAGCUGCCCUCAGACGAACACCAAAAGUAUACAAUGCCCUCAUUACCACCGAUGAAAAUCUCACUUCAAGUAGAGCAUAUCCCGUGAUUCAACCCACUAUUCAUGAAACAGGCAUUGCCAGUUACCCAUAUGGGCCGUAUAAUCCAUAUGGACUUUAUAGUAACUCACUGUUAAGGUUUGCUCCGCCUAUAGUGCCAGGUCUAUCACCGAGAAGUCAACUACCAUAUCCUUUCCAGCAGCCAGGCUUGCCAGCACAACGUUACCAGCCUCCACAACCUCAAUUCCCACAAGAAUACCCUACACCUGAAGAGCAUCAAUUGCCACCAUCUGGUCCGUCCGAAUCGCUGCCUCCAUCUGGACCCUCACCUUCCCUUCCACCCUCUGGCCCACCAUCAGGCCCAGAGCUAGAACCUCCAAGCCAAAACGAAGUCAUUCCUCCUCCAUCAGCACCAGCAUCCGAAUCCGCUCCAAUUCCCAUUCAAGAACCAAAGCCCCCACAAGUUCAACCAAGCGAAAAACUUCCGAUUCCGUUGAAUGAAUUCGGUCUGCCACCAAGCCUAGUUCCACUACAACCCUACCCACCACAGAGAAAUCGUCAGCCAUUACCCCUGAACUUCUCACCGUAUCCAUAUCAGAACUUCCCCGUGCUCUAUGAACCAUACAAUCGUUUCCAAGAUCACUUUCUACCUCCCUACGAUUAUUUCCCACACAAUAGUUUUGGCAUUUCUGGUGCUGGAGCUGAAGCAGCUGUCCAAACAACACCAGCGCCACCUACGCCAGAACCUAGUAAGGCACCAAUAAUUCCACCACAACCACCUCAACCCGAACCUACCACACCCGCACCAGCUCCACCAACAGAAGUCACAACUCAAGUUCCAUUGGAAAGUAUAAAAAAUGGUUCACCAAAUAAAAAUGCUGACGUUCCAGACGUUCCUCCACCACCAAUACCAUCUGGAGCCAAUUCAACGAAUAAGGCUUAAGUCCUACAUUAUAUACAAAAUUAAAGAAAUAGAUUUAUAUUUAUUUAAAAUUAAGUUUUAUCCAAAAUGUAUUAUUGUAUAAAAUCUUUUAUAAAAUAAGUUCGAGAGAGAGAGUGUACACAAUCAUCGUUAAUGUAUACUGUUUGGCGAACUGGAUGUUUUGUGUGCAACAUUUUUAUUUUUGUUCGAUAAAUCGAUUAACUUAUUCUUAUAUUUAGUUACUUUAUUUUUACCAACAAUUUUGCUUUAUAUCUAACUUUAAUUAUAAAGAAGAAACAAAAAAGAA
Messenger RNA from Eupeodes corollae, 1896 nucleotides. RefSeq lists its product as uncharacterized. The record is from RefSeq and is a predicted model, not a curated record. The coding region runs from base 573 to 1610 and encodes 345 amino acids. NCBI's taxonomy places the organism in Eukaryota, Metazoa, Arthropoda, Insecta, Diptera, Syrphidae. The transcript is spliced from 3 exons.